AACGAGCAACGAAAAAGUUUUCAAAUACAAAAAAAAAAGGGAAAGGGAAAACUAUUUUGAAAUUUUUAUUAAUUUCUUGCUUCAUGUUUAUUUUUCGUUGAUUUUCUGCGUCAAAAACGCAAUUUAAAAAACAGCCACAUAAGCGAACAACUAACACAAAUAUUGUCAUUUUUCUAACACAUCUCGGAAUACUAAAACAUAGCUCGUCGUGUGUGGAUCAAGAGGCAAGACCACGGUUUUGUGUGUUUGCUAAGAGUUAUAGAGGCAGAAGAAAUCAAAUAUUAAUCUGCAGUGAAGUCAAGACAAGGAGUUAGCGGAAAAUGGAGGUUGCAUUCGAUAACGUUUGGGGUUCAGAACUCUCGGCUAGUGAGUUGAAAAUGUUUAUAAAGAAAUUAACGUCCGAACAAAGAGUGAGAUUGCGAGCCCAAAGGAAGGAGAGUCAAUUGAUAAGAGCACGUGCCAAGCAGAGAAGAUUUGUUUAUGUUGUUAAUCCAGCUGAAUUACCACGUGUGGCAUUUGGUUCUAGUAUGGAUAGGGUUACCCUACCUCUAAAGGGGCCAUGUUUAACUUCGUUUAUGCGGCAACAUCAGGGAGAUGUGUUUCUAAGUCCUUCCCCUACAAAAUAUGUGGAUGAGAAGAAUCAUAUGCAACUGAAGUGGCCUUCUAAAUUGGGCCAUUCAGCGUUUGUAAGUAAAAAUCCACGAUUCUUAGCUCCAACAAAUGCCAAUUUUCCUUGUGUGGGAAGCUAUGAUGUGGCCCCCUUAAGAAAAGCUCAGAAACCCUUCAAUGUGGGUGAACAAAGGAAGGAUAAGGAGAAAUUUUUGACACCAGCCCCCUCCACAUAUCCUCAUCAUGUGGCUCGACCACAGCUUAAAUUGUCUACCGCCUUUGGCAGCAAACGUAACAUUGUACCCAAAGUCAUUGUUUUGUGUUCACCCUUCAAUGUGGCCAAGUGCCACAAGUGUGACCAGACACCUUUGGGUGAUUAUUGGCGUGAUUUCAACACUGAAUUGGAUCUAUGUCGCCCAUGCAUGCACAAAAUGGAACUAGAACUAAAAAAUUGCGCCACCACUGAAUUGCAGCGUAGGCGUCUACGCCGCGAUUUCGCUGACUAUAAAGUGGUGCGUUAUUGCGAUUUCUAUCAUGAUCAUGGAGGAACAGCUGCCGCUGUUCAAGUUAUGCCCACCCGGAUUUUUAAAAUGAAAACCCAAAAGGAAAAUUAUUUUUCUUUGUAUAUGUAAUGUAAAUUGUUGUAAAAUUUAAAAUUUCGAGUUAAAGGAAACUUGUA
Messenger RNA from Stomoxys calcitrans (stable fly), 1288 nucleotides. RefSeq lists its product as uncharacterized. The coding region runs from base 321 to 1241 and encodes 306 amino acids. The transcript has 5 exons. The record is from RefSeq and is a predicted model, not a curated record. NCBI's taxonomy places the organism in Eukaryota, Metazoa, Arthropoda, Insecta, Diptera, Muscidae.